CAGAAGCUCGACCCUGGUUUCCAAUCCCACGUGCCGCCGGGAGGUGAAGGCCUAACUCAAAGGCAUUUUCCCAACUUGCUCUGUUUUAGAAAGCAGAAACCACUCAAGAGGCAUUUUGCUUCUCUUCAGCCGUCAUUACAGUCUUCUCUCUUCCUCGCUAAAACCCUCUUAAACCCUGUCUCAUCUUCUUCCUCGCUCGCUCGCUCGCUCGCUCCCUCUCUCGUUCUCAACAUCUUCCCACAAUGACUACUCUCUCUCUUCCUCUCCAGAACCACUCUUUUUCUGCAAACACGCCCUUAAUCCGAUCCAAAUCCAGACAAUUCCCCAUUUCCUCGAAGGUCCGGAUGUCCCUUCAAGAAACUGGACCAUCCAUCGCCGUCGUCGGUGUCACUGGCGCCGUCGGCCAAGAGUUCCUCUCCGUACUCUCCGACCGCGAUUUCCCUUACCGUUCCAUCAAAAUGCUCGCUUCUAAGCGAUCCGCCGGCAGGCGCUUCACGUUCGAAGAGAGAGACUAUGUCAUCGAGGAACUCACCGCCGAGAGCUUCGACGGCGUUGAUAUUGCUCUCUUCAGUGCCGGUGGUUCGAUCAGCAGAGAAUUCGGGCCCCUUGCUGCUGAUCGAGGGGCCAUUGUUGUGGAUAAUAGUUCGGCGUUCCGGAUGGACGAGAAGGUGCCGCUUGUGAUCCCAGAAGUGAAUCCUGAAGCCAUGGAAAAUAUUAAGCUUGGAAUGGGCAAAGGGGCGCUCAUCGCGAAUCCUAAUUGCUCUACUAUCAUCUGCUUAAUGGCCGCCACUCCUCUUCAUCGACGAGCUAAGGUAUUGCGUAUGGUUGUUAGCACUUAUCAGGCUGCUAGCGGUGCUGGUGCGGCUGCAAUGGAAGAGCUUGAGCAGCAAACUCGUGAGGUACUGGAAGGAAGGCCGCUGACCUGUAAAAUAUUUAAGGAACAGUAUGCUUUUAAUCUGUUCUCACAUAAUGCAUCUGUUCUCUCAAAUGGGUAUAAUGAAGAGGAGAUGAAAAUGGUGAAGGAGACAAGGAAAAUUUGGAAUGACAAGGAUGUUAGAGUAACUGCUACGUGUAUACGAGUUCCUGUCAUGAGGGCUCACGCUGAGAGUGUAAACCUCCAAUUUGAGAAACCCCUUGACGAGGACACUGCAAGAGAUAUUCUAAAGAAUGCUCCAGGUGUUGUGGUCAUCGAUGACCGUGCGUCGAAUCAUUUUCCCACUCCAUUGGAAGUUUCAAAUAAAGAUGAUGUCGCUGUAGGGCGGAUUCGCCGUGACUUGUCUCAAGACGGGAAUCAAGGGUUGGACAUAUUUGUUUGUGGGGAUCAAAUUCGCAAGGGAGCUGCUCUUAAUGCUAUUCAGAUUGCUGAGUUGUUACUAUGAUGAGUUCUUGCAUCUCAAGGAUGAGGAUUUGUGGAUUUCACUUCUUUGCAACUAAUCAUUUUUGUAUGAUUGUGGGUGAGGUUUAGAGGUUAUUAUUGACUUCGAGUAAGAUCUAGUUAAUCUGAGUAGCUUAAAGAGAGGAAAAGGGAUCUUUAAGUUGGUACUAUUUUGAAAUGCAUAUUUUAUGCUGAAUUUUAUU
Molecule: messenger RNA, 1578 nt
Organism: Prosopis cineraria
Lineage: Eukaryota; Viridiplantae; Streptophyta; Magnoliopsida; Fabales; Fabaceae
Biological process (GO): L-threonine biosynthetic process
Molecular function (GO): protein dimerization activity; NAD binding; NADP binding
Source: RefSeq, a predicted model, not a curated record